AGAAUGAGCAACGUUAGUGAGCAAGUUUCGAAGGCUGCGGAAAGCGCACGCGAGACUGUUGCCAAAGUUGGAGAAUCUGUGUCCGAUUUCUUCCAGGGAAACCCAUUCGCAACUCCAGUUGGAAGAAAAAUCGAAUUGGCCACCGAUGCUAACCUACUGGCCACCGAGAAUUGGGGACUUAACAUGGAAAUCUGCGAUUUCAUUAAUGGAACCGAGGAUGGACCACGUGAUGCUGUCCGAGCCCUGAAGAAGCGUCUUCACAACGCCAUGUCCAAAAACAACGCAGUUGUCAUGUACACCUUGACGGUUCUGGAAACCGCAGUCAAGAACUGCAACCAUCAUUUCCACGUUCUAGUCUGCAACAAGGACUUUGUUCAGGACCUUAUCAAGCUCAUCGGCCCAAAAUUCGACGCACCUCAAAUAAUCCAAGAACGAGUUCUGAGCUUGAUUCAAGCAUGGGCUGAUGCUUUCCGUGGGGAUCCUACACUUGCCGGAGUUGUACAAUCAUACGAUGACUUGAAGAGUAAGGGAGUCGAAUUCCCGGCGGCUGAUCUUGAUACUCUGGCUCCAAUUAAAACCCCAAAACGAACAGUAUUUAAUCAACCUCCACCGGCAACCCUAGAUGAUCAACAACAACAAAAUCAGCAACAGCAACAACAACCACAGCAAGGCCAACAAAACCCCCAAUCGGUAGAUAUUGUUUUGUGAUUUCAAGCUUUAUUAUUAUUAUUCAAAGUUGUGAAAGCGUCAGCGUCACUAGUCAAUAACAAAUAUGAAUAGAGUUUUGUAUAGGAGGGCUAACGAAAAGCGUUUAUGUCAAUGUAUAGACAUAAGAUGUGCUUAAAUGAGCUUAUUUCGUUAUGAGAUUUUUAAAAAAUGUUUCACAAAUUAUUUAUGAUUGUUCAAAAUUUUCAAAAAAAAAACGCUACUUCUAGCUAAAAUAUCCAUUUUUGGCCUGUUUUUUUUAUACAUCAGCAGGUGUAUCAUAGCAUUUUUCAAGCAAUCUUGUUGUAAUAUUUAGUGGGUUUAUCUUACGUUGGUUCGUCGAUUAAAAUACAUCCAAAGUCAUAUCUAACCAAAAAUUGCCUUAUCGGCUUUAAAAGUACCUUAGUCAACGGAAUGUUCAAAAAUUACUACCAAAAAUUCGAUAAGGGAUGAUAAUUCAACAAAAAUUGUUUUCCAGCUGCUGCGGUACGGAAAAGUAAUCAAAAUUGGAGUUUUAGCUAGACUUAGCGUUUUUUUUUUGUUGAAAAUUUUGAACCGUCAUGAAACAUUUCUGAAAAAUUUUGAAAAGUUUCAUUACAAAGUUUGUUUGUUUUUUUAUUCAAAAAACACGUAACAAUUACUACAUUUUAGACAUACGACGUUCUCACCAUCCGCGAGCAGGGACAAGAGCCAAUCUCCGCAACACCAGCGCAAUUGACCAAAUUGCGGGCAGACCUUGACGUGGUCAAUCAAAACAUCAAAGUGUUCCGCGAGACGCUCACCGACGUUGUGCCACGCAAGGAGACCGCCGACGAGCUGCAAUUGCUAUCGGACCUCAACGACACUUGCCGUCACAUGCAACAACGCGUGCUGGACCUGAUCCGCUACGUGAGCAAUGAUGAAGUUACUUAUGAACUUCUUAUGGUCAAUGAUUCAUUGAACAGUGUUUUUGAAAAAUAUGAUCGUUUUGUGUCAAACCGCGACGGGGAAAAGCAAGCCGCCGAAGCUCGUGAUCUAAUUGAUAUGGGUGACGGAAAAAGUUUGGGUGACCAAUUAUCAGCCCUCAAGGUAACUGCUGCCAGCGGAGAGCCAUCAAGCAGCGCCUCAACCUCUCAGGAUGCUUACAAGGCAAACGCUGAGCCACAAACCGACGUUGGACUUGCAGCCGCUGUGAGCAACAAGUUGCCAACCGAGCACGAAGCUGCUGAAAUGGAGAAGUGGCUUGAGAAUCAGAGUGAGAAAAAAACAAAGGAGCAAGAGGAAAACGACAAAUUGUAAAUUGUAAAUCAAAACAGCUGGCUAGCCAACUACUCAAAAGAUGCUGAAAAUCGUUGUGAAUAAUGUCAAUUUCAUUCCCUAUCCGUACUAAAGUGUUAUAUUUAUUCGAGAUAACCAUUUCUGUACCUGUGUAAUAAAAUGCUUCGUAUCCAGAAA
Molecule: messenger RNA, 2139 nt
Organism: Caenorhabditis elegans
Lineage: Eukaryota; Metazoa; Nematoda; Chromadorea; Rhabditida; Rhabditidae
Source: RefSeq